This is a messenger RNA of Helobdella robusta, 822 nucleotides long. RefSeq lists its product as hypothetical. The record is from RefSeq and is a predicted model, not a curated record. Gene Ontology annotation, cellular component: actin cytoskeleton. Gene Ontology annotation, molecular function: actin filament binding. Lineage: Eukaryota; Metazoa; Annelida; Clitellata; Rhynchobdellida; Glossiphoniidae. The transcript has 5 exons. Bases 1 to 822 code for a protein of 273 amino acids. Gene Ontology annotation, biological process: lamellipodium assembly.
AUGUUUGAAUUUUAUUUAAAAAAAAUUGAAGGAAAGAUAAGUUGCGAGGCAUGCAACAAAAAAUGUAAGGGACAGGCAUUGAAACUGCCUACCAACAAAUACUUCCAUCUCAAUUGCUUCACGUGUAAAGAAUGUAGGAAGGAUCUGUCUACGGAGGCUUACUUCAUGAGAGAAAACUCCUAUUACUGUAGGUUCGACUACAUGCGUUUGUUCCUGGCGAAAUGUGCCCAGUGUAAUGAAUAUAUUGAAGAUGAUAUGAUCAAGGUCCUUAACAAGUCUUACCAUGCCAGAUGCUUCAAAUGCUCUCAGUGCAAGAAGAACAUUGAAGCUGGAGAAAAAAUGAUUAUAAAAAAAGGUGAGAAGGUUUGUCAGAAAUGUGAAGCGGAAGAAAGUAGAACCCAACAGAUGGGCGAGUUUCAAAUGAAAGUUCCUGAAGACUCUGCUACAAAUCUCAUCAAUGGACAAGCUGCAGAAGCUCUGGCCGAUAAUGUCCACCAGUGCGACCAAAAAUUGAAAGUUAAUGGAAAGGAUGAGAUGGACGUUGCGAGGAAGAAAUUGGCGGAAGAAAUGACCGAUGGAAAGUCGGCAGCCAUCAACAGUCCUGAUUCUGAUUACAGCAUGGAGCUUAAGAAUUUGACUGAUUAUUCAAUGGAUGAAAACGUGCUGCUGAACAGCGAGCAGUCUGACGUCCACCUCUUCUCGCCCAUGUCCCUGACGUCAGGCUACAAAUCUGAUCUCUCCUACAACCAAGGUCGCCAGCUUAAUUUAGGCCACGUUUCCCCAAAUCCUGGCUACCUCAUCGAAAUUUUGUUAAAAAUUUAA